Messenger RNA from Lachancea meyersii CBS 8951, 522 nucleotides. The record is from the annotation of a GenBank genome assembly. Lineage: Eukaryota; Fungi; Ascomycota; Saccharomycetes; Saccharomycetales; Saccharomycetaceae.
AUGUCUGAAAUCCCAGCCAACGCUAACGUUUCCAUUUUCGCCAAGAACGAACAAAAAGCCAGAGAACUCAUUGGCCAAUUGGGUCUAAAGCAAGUUCCAGGUAUCUCUCGUGUCACUUUCAGAAAGAAGAACAACCAGAUCUAUGCUAUCGAAAAGCCAGAGGUUUUCAGAUCUCACGGUGGUAACUUUGUCGUUUUCGGUGAAGCCAAGAUCGACGACUUCCCACAAAGAUUGGCCAAGGCCCAACAAGAAGCUCAAACCGCUGGCCCAGGUGUCUCUACUGCCGGCGCUGACGCCAUCUCUAAGGACCCUCAAUCCAUCCAGGACGACAUGGUCGCCGCUGCCAGCGAGAAAAAGGUCUCGGAAGUCGCCGAUGACGACUCCGCUGCCGACGAGACUGGCUUGAACCAGGACGACAUCGAGUUGGUUAUGCAACAAGCCAACUGCGCUAGACCUAAGGCCGUCAAGGCCUUGCGCGACAACGACUCCGACAUUGUCAACGCCAUUAUGUCCUUGUCUUAA